Messenger RNA from Oryzias melastigma (Indian medaka), 1871 nucleotides. Its product is annotated as UDP-glucuronosyltransferase 1A1. NCBI's taxonomy places the organism in Eukaryota, Metazoa, Chordata, Actinopteri, Beloniformes, Adrianichthyidae. The record is from RefSeq and is a predicted model, not a curated record. Bases 159 to 1757 code for a protein of 532 amino acids. Gene Ontology annotation, molecular function: UDP-glycosyltransferase activity. The transcript has 9 exons.
GGUCUUUAAAUCAAACAUACACACCUCUGCUUUUUAGCAGGAAUUUCACCACAGACGAGAAAGGCAGGAGGGGAGGGAAUUGUUUUGGGUGGAGCGUAGAACCCCAUGAGGCGAUUUUCUCUGUUUUGGAAUCAGUGUGGAUCAAGUUAAAAGGAAGAAUGAGGACGUUGUUUGUGCUCCUGCUUUUAUUUGCCUCUGUGGAGGUGAGAGCUGCUGCAUCUGAGCCAAAAGCAGAGAAAACAGAACAGACCAAAGCUUCUUUUUCUGGUAAACUGCUGGUGGUGCCCAUGGAUGGGAGCCACUGGGUGGGCAUCAAAGCCAUAGCGCAGGAGCUGGGUCGGAGAGGUCACAGCGUUACCGUGGUGAUCCCGGAGGUCAGCAUGCGCAUGGGCCCGGGGAAACACUACGACACUCUGCCUCACACGGUUCCCUACGGACAGGCUCACAUCGACCACAUGGUGUCCAUGCACAAAGGUAGCUUGGUCAGAUCUGACGGACCUUUCAUAGAGAGGAUGACGACCAAAUUCCAGCACAUCAAGAGGGUUAUAGACUUCAUUCACGUCACCGCAGAGAGCCUGCUCUUCAAUGACACCUUCAUCGCUCAUUUGGAACAGCAGAAAUUUGAUGCAGUUUUGACGGACCCGGUUAUCCCAUCAGGCUCACUAAUAGCUCGGAAAUUAGGUCUCCCCACCAUCAAUCUGCUGAGAGGGAUCCCUUGCUCCUUAGACAUACAAUCUGCAGGCUGUCCCUCUCCUCCAUCAUUCGUUCCUCGGUUUUUUACCGGUCUCUCAGACAAAAUGAACUUCAAGGAGAGAGUUAUCAACACUCUGGUGGCUUUAAUAGAACCUCUGUUCUGUCGGCUGCUGUACUGGCGCUUCAACAAUAUAGCUCAUCAGUUCUUGAAAGAAGAGGUGAGCGUGGGAGAAGUGCUGUCAGAUUCAGACAUCUGGCUCCUCAGGAUAGAUUUUACUCUGGAGUUUCCUCGGCCUCUCAUGCCAAAUAUGAUUCUGGUUGGUGGGAUCAACUGUGAUCUGAGAAAACCCCUUCCAAAAGAUCUGGAGCAGUGGGUGUCAGGAAAGCACGGAUUUAUCGUCUUCACUCUGGGCUCUGCGAUAGCAGACUUGCCUGAAGAGAUCACCUCAGUCUUUUUAGAGGCCUUCAGACAGAUCCCACAGACAGUUAUAUGGAGGUACACUGGGAAGGUUCCUGACAACAUUCCGAAGAAUGUGAAGCUGAUGAAAUGGGUUCCUCAGAACGACCUCCUGGCACAUCCUGGAGCUCGAGCGUUCAUCACUCACGCUGGUUCUCAUGGUACCUUUGAGGGUUUGUGUCACGGAGUCCCCAUGUUGAUGGUUCCAAUUGCGGGCGACCAGCCGGAUAAUGCAGCAAGGAUGGCAAAUAGAGGAGUAGGAAUUGUGCUGGACAUCACCACCGUGACCACAGAAAGCCUCCUUCAGGGGCUGAACGAGGUCAUCAAUGAUACCAGGUACAGGGAGAACAUCCAGAGGCUGUCGGCUCUUCAUAAAGAUCGUCCCGUCGAUCCACUUGAACUUUCAGUUUUCUGGACUGAGUUUGUCAUGAGACACAAAGGAGCGAAGCACCUGAAAGCUGCUGUGCACGAGCUCAACUGGAUCCAGUACUACUGCCUGGACGUCGUAGCACUGCUAGCUGCUGUGGUGCUGCUGUUUGUCAUCCUGACAGUGAAAUGUAUGAAGCUGUGCUUACAGAAGCUGGGGAGGAAGAGGAAACAGGACUAGCACUAUCACAGGACUUUUUUUAAAAAAUAAAAGAAAUAUUUUUUAAUUAUUUCUCGUCAGUAAAAGCCUGAUCGAGUAAAUGUUUACAAUAAAAACACUUGAUGAGUAAAUCUA